GUGAACCACCUCGAAAAAAAUUGAAACAGUCUUUGUUUAGUCUUCUGUUCUCUGCGUCUAUUUUUCAUUUAUUAGGUACUUACUACUUACCUAGAUUACGUGUUUUUUCAAACAUGGUGAAAAUGUUUUGUUUUAAUAAUGGUAUUACGGGUGUUUUCGUCUGUUUAUUUUUAUUAUAUCUUGAUCCAAACUCCACAAUCUUGUGUGAUGCAGCAAACGAGCUAAAAAGUACACCGGCACCAAAAAUUUGUGAGGUGCCCACGCUAUCAUCACCCCAUAUGAAUAACACUUACAAAUGUAUCAAAAACAUCGAGGAUGAAUCAAAAUCUUGUGUUUCUAACGGUACAGUUUUCGAAUUGACAGUGAUUAAAAUCAAGUGCAAUCCUGGUUAUUUUGUAAAUGGCAAAGAAGAAUUGGUAUCGGUUUGCUACGAUAACGAAUGGGUUCCUCCCAUAAAAGAAUGCAGCCACCCUCCCGUAGAUUGCGGUCGAUUGCGAAAAAACACACGUGAUUCGCAAACCUCGAGCAUGCCAUGGGAUGUCACCAUUCUCCGAUCAGAUAAAGAAACUAUGAGAGUAUGCUUCGGUACUAUCAUAAGUUCCAGAGUAAUUCUAACCUCUGAACACUGUUUGCUCAUCAGCGUUUUUGAUCAAUAUGACUACAAAUCUAUGAGCCGCCGAAAUCCCUUGGAUCCCGCAAAGUUCGAAGUAGUGCUUGUGAAUGAUCUACGUUAUCAAAUUAAUUCAACGUGGUGGAGCCGUGUGAAGUAUUAUUCAUCCGAAAUAUUGAACCCUUUUCAAAAACACAAACAUUCUACACCACUGAAGAUUGAAGAAUUUCGUUAUUUCAAGCACGGAAAUCAAGACGAAUCCCUCUAUCAUGACCCAUUAAUAGUAAUUAUGGAAAAAGAAAUCAAGUUCGACUCGCAAGUUUACCCAGCUUGUGUUCAAUGGGAAAACCCCAAAAGACUCAACAUUACUACUGGAAUAGCAAAGGUAGAACAAUUCAGUACAGCUGCAGACAACGCAGGUUUCAGUAACAAUGAUUACUCUUUCAUGAGCCAGGACGCAUGCCGUGAAAACCCAACAUAUCCUUACUUCGUGUUCAACUGGGCAGCUCUCUUGCGUCGUGUUGACGAUGAGCCAAACACAGACCGCAAUGAUACUAAAUUAUUCAUCAAACGCAACCCUACUGCGCUACACAAUGGGACAUUGUUUUGUCUAGAGCUGAAGCACAACGAAUCGAUCCGUUUUCAGACUGUAGGCGGCAGCGGGGUUAUUAUCGAAACAGAUCGUCGCUACUUUAUUCGAGGAAUUGCAGGACUAGGACUCUUCAGACACCCAUUAAACGACGAUGCUCGUUUCAAACAUUUCAUGAAUGCAAUUCGUAACGUUGCAAACAUUUCGUAUCAAGACUUUUCAAAAAAUAUUUCUGAUUUAAUAACUAACGGGUCAUUUGAUCCUGGAUUUGUUCACGAAGCAGUCUUCGUAUUUAAUUAUAACUUUGCAAGUCUUCUGCGAAAUCAUCUUAAACCAGCUGGAGAGUUGUUGACGAAUCAGCCAGACAAGUUGAUCGGUGUUACAGAUAUAGCUGACUAUGUAGAUUGGAUCAAACAUAUUGUAGCUGAAGUCGACCCAUAUUACAUACUAUGAUUGAUUAUUAAUACAUACAUAUGUAAGUGUAGGUAUACCUAUACUAGCACAUAGAAAGUGAAUGUUUUUUAAAACUUGUUUACAUUUUUCACAAAGCGCAACUUUCUUUAUUUCUUUCCUUUUUUCUUCUUAUUUUUUCUUAGUUGAGUCAAGUACCUACCCAGUUAGGUAUAGGUACUCAUGUUGUAGUCUUGUAGAAAUGGCUCCGGUGAAUGUGAAAGUGUUGUAAUCCGAAAACAUAUGUAAAUAUUCGCCUUUAAGGUGCCUAAUACGUAAUCCAUUAAAAUUCUGAAUUUCUGUUGUUGUA
Messenger RNA from Planococcus citri (citrus mealybug), 1959 nucleotides. RefSeq lists its product as uncharacterized. The record is from RefSeq and is a predicted model, not a curated record. The transcript has 7 exons. Bases 114 to 1652 code for a protein of 512 amino acids. Gene Ontology annotation, biological process: proteolysis. Gene Ontology annotation, molecular function: serine-type endopeptidase activity. Lineage: Eukaryota; Metazoa; Arthropoda; Insecta; Hemiptera; Pseudococcidae.